This is a messenger RNA of Orcinus orca (killer whale), 8721 nucleotides long. Its product is annotated as olfactory receptor 56A1. The record is from RefSeq and is a predicted model, not a curated record. Gene Ontology annotation, molecular function: olfactory receptor activity; G protein-coupled receptor activity. Gene Ontology annotation, biological process: G protein-coupled receptor signaling pathway. Lineage: Eukaryota; Metazoa; Chordata; Mammalia; Artiodactyla; Delphinidae. Gene Ontology annotation, cellular component: membrane.
AUGUUUUCUGGAGAACUUGUUGCAAUAUGUAUAAAAGGGAAAUCUCUAUUCUGUGCUCAUUCUUCUUUCCCACGCUUUUUCUGUAGGGCUGGGGCCCCAAGAAAGUUAUACAUGGAUGGGGAAGUGGUCAGGGUGUUUUCUGUCUGGCGAGGACACGAUGCCAAGGUUUUGAGCCUCAAGGCGUGUGGGAGCUUCGCUCCGCCACCAAGGAGGGAACCCAUACCCCCUGCAUUGGAAGAAAAUAGUCAAGAAAAGACUUCUCAGCUCAAGAUUCAUUGGAUGGCAUCACCCAGCAACGACUCCACAGCUCCAGUCUUUGAAUUCCUCCUCAUCUGCUUCCCCAGCUACCAGAGUUGGCAGCACUGGCUGUCCCUGUCCCUCAGCCUCCUCUUCAUUCUGGCCAUGGGGGCCAGCGCCACCCUCCUGAUCACCAUCCCUGAGGCCUCUCUGCACGAGCCCAUGUACUACCUGCUCAGCUUGCCCUCCCUCCUGGGCAUGGUGCUCUGCCUCACUGCCAUCCCCAAGGUCCUGGCCAUCUUCUGGUUUGACCUCAAGUCCAUCAGCUUCUCUGCCUGUUUCCUCCAGAUGUUCAUCAUGAAUAAUUUCCUCGCCAUGGAGUCCUGCACACUCAUGGUCAUGGCCUAUGACCGCUAUGUGGCCAUCUGCCAUCCACUGAGAUACCCAUCCAUCAUCACUAACCACUCUGUGGCCAAGGCUAGUGUCUUCGUUGUCAUACAAAAUGCCCUUCUCACUGUACCCAUUCCCAUUCUCUCUGCCUAGCUCCUCUACUGUGGGAAAAAUGUCAUUGCGAACUGCAUCUGUGCCAACCUGUGCCAGCUCUCCUGUGACAAUUUCACCCUGAACAGAAUCUACCAAUCUGUAGCUGGUUGGACCUUACUAGGCUCAGAUUUCAUCCUCAUCUUCAUCUCCUACAUCUUCAUCCUAAGAGCUGUGCUCAAGUUCAAGGCUGAGGGGGCUGCAGUCAAGGCUCUGAGCAUGUGUGGCUCCCACGCCAUCCUCAUCCUCUUCUUCAGCACCGUCCUGCUGGUUGUGGUGUUGACAGUUGUGGCCAGAAAGAGCAUCCCCGUGGACACCCUGAUUCUGCUCAAUGUUCUUCACCACUUCAUAUCCCUUGCCUUGAACCCUAUUGUAUAUGGGGUUCAAACCAAAGAGAUAAAACAAGGAAUUCAGAAAUUGCUGCAGAGAGGGAUGUGAAUAUGUAAAAUAGAUUUCUAAUUCUCUCUCCCCUUCCUUCUCAGUGAUUUUGCCCAGACGUGAGCUAGAGAAAAGCCUGACCCAGGUUUCUUCCUUUAUUCUUACCUAUUUCAGGAUGGGGUAGGCAAGAGGAAGAAACUCAUUUUUCUUGAGUAAUUGCUUUGAGCCUGGGCAAUUAUAGUGAAGUAAAUUAAUCUUCACAACAUUCUUGUAGGUACUAUUACUUCUAUUUUACAUAGCAGAAAAAAUAUAAUUUUAAGAGAACAAACUGCUGGAGAUCAUAUAUCUGGGAAGUGAUAGAGCAGAGAUUAAAAUCUAGGCUCUACAGCCUGGUGUCUUUCUAGAGAAAUGCCCCUUCUUGUGCAAUUGAAGCUGGAGACCAGGCCUCUACCCUACUCUCCUUUGCCUGUGUUUUGUCCUUCUGGAUGUCCAUAGGUGUUUCCUGCUUGUACCUACUAUUUUGAGAGCCAGGGGGUUCUCAGAGAAGGCAGAGUCCUAUCUGACAAAGCAUCUGCAGGACCAAAGGGAAAGAGCACUCAUAAUAAUAUAAAGCAAUGCCAGCCUCAUACUAUGUCCUACGCAGCCUCACAACCUUCAGGGAGUCUAGAGAAUGAGGAUACAGGUUGAGAGAGGGGUAUGGAGGGGGGAUACCAAUGGGGUAAAAAUUGGGAAAUCAGGUCAGUGUGUUGACCACUUCUCCACGUGUUUAAGCUGCACAUGCAGUGAACUGAAAGUCAAGUCUUACUUGUUGACUCUUCCCAAGAGCUCUAGUUGAAGGUGGGAAGACACAGCACAGUGUCAGGUUUCUGGGUAACAGUGGGUCCAGUCAGGAGAAAAUAAAUCCCACUGGCUAUUUUAAUUUUUUUAAAUUUAUUUAUUUUUUAUUUAUUUAUUUUUUUUGCGGUACGCGGGCCUCUCACUGUUGUGGCCUCUCCCUUUUGCAGAGCACAGGCUCCGGACGCGCAGGCUCAGCGGCCAUGGCUCACGGGCCUAGCCACACCGCGGCAUGUGGGAUCUUCCCGGACCGGGGCACUAACCCGUGUCCUCUGCAUCGGCAGGCGGACUCUCAACCACUGUGCCACCAGGGAAGCCCCACCACUGGCUAUUUUUAGAGAAUUUAAGGUUAGUCACAUUUGCAUGAGGAACACAGAGCCUUUUGAGAAAGAAGAUCUGAAACCACUGAACACUGCUAUUCAGGAUCAGAGCAGAUUUAAAUCAAGAUGCAGUGGCAAGAGAGAGCAACAAGUUCCCUGGAAUUAAAUUAUCUGGAGGAAAAAGGGAGUCUAUGCUGGUGACCAAUGCCCAUAACAAAGACCAAAGUAUUGCUGAGGGAACAAAACUACGUUUUCCACAGUGGAGUUUGGGGACCUCUUAGUACAUAGUCAUCUGAUACUCUACUGUGAUUUGGGAUAUAUUCUAAGCAUACGGGUGUGAAGGAUGAGAGCUGUGACCUCAGAGGCAGACUGUGGAACCUCAAGGCUGUGCAGCCAGGGAGUCUAAACAGGAUGGCGUUACUGCAAGGCGUAGAGAAAAGCUUUGUUGCUGACAUGUCACUAUUGCUGCCCUGUGGCUAUAAGUAGGAAUAGUAAUACUUUAGUUCUCAACCUCUGCUUGUUUCUGAAAGGGGACUGACAACUCUGAAAAACUGGCGUUCCAACACUCAGGGGGAGUGGUAGUGAGUAGCUUCAAGAAGAAAAUACUGUACUUCCUGCUCAUAAGCACAUGGGGAGCUGAAUGAUUAAUUUUAAAAAUAAAAGGGAUAUAAUUUAUUCUCUGGUUUCCUUUUUUCUUUUUUCUUCUGGUUUCCUUUUUUUCAGUGACAUUUAAAAACAAUGUCAAAUCAAUAGCAUGAAUCAGGUGUUCACAAGGGUGUAUUGUAUUAUUAUAUUUAAUAAGAUGUUAUAUUAGUAGUAUUUUGCUAAGGACUGUAUGUAAUAACAACAUGUAUUUAUUUCUUCAUCUGCGCAUCCAAAAUUUAGUUAUUGAGUGCUUUAUGUGUGAUGAGCACAGUAGUGAUUAGCAUAGAUGUUACCAAGAGGUAAACUACUUUCAGAGAGAUUAUGGUCAAAAUAGCCCAUGAAUUAUCAUUAUUCCCUAUUUUGCAGGCUAGGCAACUGAGUAAAAAGAUAAAAUUCUAAUGGUCAUUCAACUAACAGGGACAAGGAUGAAGAGAGAUAAAUUAGGCAUAUUUGCUACUAAAUCUACUUUUCCUAUUGUAUUGUCUAGGGAUUGAGCUACACUUUUUGACUUCAAUUAGAUAGAUUUGUAGUUUUCUGAAGUUUUUCAUGUUCCAGAUUAUAGAUAUAGAUAGUGCACAUCAAAACCCGUCAUGUAUUGAAUUAGUAAAUACACGUAAAGUUAGUUACUACAGUAAAGGUAUCACAGGAACUUAGCAUAGGAUAAGUUUACUUCUCAUCCACAUCCUGAUUUCAGUGCAUGCGGGCUUUGCUUCAUGUCAACAUUUAGGGACCUAUGCUUCUAUCAUAUGUGGGUAUUCCACAUUACCCUUUGAGACCUCCACAGGUCCUUUUGAAUCUGGCUGUCACACAGCGAAGGGAGAGAAAGUGCAGGAUCUUGUGGGAUGUUUCAGGGGCCAAUCUGGGAGAGAUUUACAUCAUUUUCUCUAUCAUUCCAUUGACCAGAAUCCUCACAUAAAUCUAGCUGCCUAGAGGAGAGGCCAGGUGACUAAAUAUUUAUUUCUUAAGAGAAAUGACAAAAGAGAGACUCUCACAUGUAAAACGUUCAUAACCUCUUCCCAAGUGAGACCACCCAAACUCUCAUCUAGUCACUGUAUGCAGCACAGAGUCCAAGAUCUACAGGAGUGUGUGGUCAUCUCCAUCCUGAUGUGGUUCCUCUUGGACCAAUCAUCCUCUUUCUCCCAUUACAUAUUUUGCGUACCGCAAAAGAAAAAAAAUUAAUGUUUUUAUGUAUGUACAUAAUUAAAUUAAAAAGUCAGUGAAAUAAUUACUUUUAUCAGUGUUUUAGACAAUGAAACUGAAAUAUGGGGAGUUUAACUGCUCAAUUCAUACAGCUGGCAAUAGCCCAGCCAGGAUACUAAACCUGGCUUCCACACUUAAAAUCCAAGCCUCUUUACACUGAAAGUGAGUGUCUGGAGGCUCUUUCCCAAGAGUAUAUGGCAUAUUGAUCAAUCUGUCACUCAGUGGAGAGUAGGAAGAAUGAGGCAUAGUGAUCAUUAUAACAUGUUUAUUAUUUGGUGAACUAAGCAAUCCAUUUGGCUAGGAAAAAAAGACUUUGCUGCAAAAGGAAAGUGAAGUGAUGAUACUAAGCAAGGUAGUAUUUUCCCACAACAGGAAAAAAAAUCUCAGAAAUAUCUUCUUGCUGACACUAGUUGGCUGGAUAAAUGUAGUACAGAACUUCUCAGACUCCUUUUAAGUCAGUAGUGUAUCUGGGAAGUCAAGGAGACUGCUCUCACCUCAGCCGUGAGGAAGCAAGACACAUGGACCCAUAAAUACCCUCCUUGGGCUCAAUCUACAGACAAAUCAAUAUUUACUUUUUCAGAAGUAUGUGUCUAAGAAAAGGCUCAGCCUAUUUCUCAAGCAGGACACAGUUCUUAAUUCUAUUAUAAACAUCCAAGUAAAUGUCAUAGAUUCAGUGACUUUGUUGAGGAAAUUCACCAAGGUCUGUUUGUCCCUAGAGUAUUGACUCCUCUAGUCUCCCUUCCCAAUUAUGUCCCAACAACAGUGCCUCCUGACAGACAACAAACUGCAUAAACUCAAAGGCUGAGUAGAAAAUCAUUGCUUGUUUGAAUCAUAUACGGGACUCCUGAUGUCACCAUGGCAGAAUGGCAAGGCAGGUCUCAGGAAUACAUUUAGAUGGUCCUGGGCAGGGGACUGGGUCUGGGGAAGGAUUCAAAUCCCUGCAUUCCAUCCAUUGAACUUCUAUCCCUGAGAUGCAGCUUACUGACAUUCCACCCAGUGCCUUCUCUUCCUUCCUACCACAGGUGAUGGGGAAUCACUGGAAAACAUGGAAGUGAUCUAAAAGUGUCCCUUUGCCUCUCUCUCUUAUGAGUCUAAAAUAAAAGAUGGUGAAUUAUUUAAUAAAACAUCUGUAAGAGGCAAACAAGAUGUAGAUCAGUCUCUAGGGCAGACAGUGUCUCAGAGAGACCAGGAGAACCACAGAAACCUCCAGAGGUUCUCCUACCACUUCUCACCAUUCUCACUCCACAAGUUGGAUUGUAGCUUGGCAAUCAAUGUAUAUAUAUGAUAGAGUCGAGGCUAAUUUUUCCGAACAGAAUUCUUUUUCCUCGUAAACACAAAUAAAUUUACAUUUUCAGACAUACCUACAAUUGUGUGAGGCUAUAAGACUAAGCCUGUCCAAGGGAAUGGCAUGCAGCUCCUCCAGGAAUGGCUUUUACCACCUCCUUGAUGCCCUCUGCACUCUAUCCGCCUCCUCUGGUUAGUUGCAGAUAAUCCACUGGAAGACACGAACCCAUGGAAAAUGGUGGAACCACACAGUGGAGGAGGCUAGGACACUGAGUGACUGCAAGGAAGAGAGCUUUCCCCUUCCACAUUGCAUUGGACUGGAUGUUAUUAAAAAAUAUAAAAUUGUUUUGUGUUAAAACACUGACAAAUUGGAAUUGAUUUUUUGAUAGCUGGAAGGUUAUUCUAACUAAGGCUGCAGACAAUGAGAAAAUUGACAUCCAGUGCUAGAAAGAUCACCUAACAAGUUGACCUGUCUACUAAAUGGCAAUUCUAGGGAAAAGGUUGAAAGAAUUCAAAAUAAUUAUGUGUGUUUGAGAUUGUUGAUUUCACUUGACAAGUUAUUAUGAGAAAUAAAUGAGGUUAGCAGAAAGUUAGCUGGUUUUCAAGCAGAAAUGAAUCAUAAUACAUAAAGGCCAUAAAUAUAAAGCCUUGAAGAAUUUUCCUAGUACUUGGGAAGUCAAAGGUUAAGAGAAAGAUAUAGAAUGCCUUUAAGUAACAAAGACUCAUAGAAAGCAUCCCUGAGAAGAGACUACGUUAUGUGGAUAGCUGUCCUACUAAAGUCUGAUAGACUUAGGUAGACACAAUUAUGUAGAAAAGCAGUGGCAUGGGGAAAGCAAAAAGACAUUAAAAAAAGGAAAAAAAAAUAAAUUUUACCUAAGAAAAUCCUUGUUAAGUUUCGAGAGGGUUCGUUGCCAAAGAAACAUGAGCUAGGCUUUUAAAAAUGCUUUUGAUUAAAAAUUAAAACAAUUUUUAAUAUUUUACAGACAUGAAGCAGUCUCCAUAUGUAGUAUCUGCAAAAGAAGUCACAUUCUCCAAUGUCUGCUUCAUAUAAGGCAAUGGGGGACAUUGAAGAAGAUUCAGAAGAACCAGUGGCAGUCUGUAAGGGACAAGAACAUGAAGAAGCCAACUAAUGAAAGAAACAUGGGUCUCUAAAUGCAGAUGUGAAACAAAGCCCACAUUCAUUGGAAUGAAGCUGCAAAGAUUUUCACAACAGUUUUUUUUUUUUUUUUUGAAUUAUUUUCUUGGUAAGGAUACCGAAGCUCAAAGAGCUCUAAGUGACAUUCUCACGUACAUCUUCCAGUCAAGGCCAGAGCCUGAAUCUAAACCUGUAUCUCAUGACUCAUUGUGCAUUUCUCUUCCCACUAUAUCCUGCUUGGUUUUCAUGAAAUUCAUCAUUUUUAUAGUCAUGGACUUCAGCUUCUGACAUGUGAAUGAAGAGAAUCCCCAUGAGAAAGAAAAGUAUUUAAGGCCCACUGAUGAACUUCAACACUCUUCCUUGAAGAAAAUUAGCAUCAUUCUGCAAAGACCUCUGGCAUAGGAGCCAGAAGAACUGGACUAAAAACUAGCUUCUCACCAUCUGUGUACACACUGGCUACUCCCAGCUCCAAAGGUGCCUCUUCUGUACUCUCUUCCUGAACUUGAGUCAACUCAAAACUGCAGAGGUCUCCCUCGCCCUGCCUCCACCCGCGAACCUCCCAACCAACCUGUAGGGCGCGUCAACCUCUGAGUACUAGUGGGGACAGCGGUGGCUGGCCAGAAAACGGAUUUGCUCACCAACCUGGAAUCUGUAUCUUGGAUCAGAGCCGAGGAUUUACAGCUGCCGCAGCCUCCACCAAAGCAGAAAGGCGUAAGGGGAAAGGGGCGGGGCGAGGGGGGAGGAGAUGCUGCUGAUUUGUCCGGCGCGGCAUUAGGUCCUGCACUCCAGGGCCCCGUCCAGGGUCAAGAGAGCUGUUCCGCUUACCUGAUGAGCUGAAAAUUCUGAGGCCUUGGAGAACACCUGAAGGCCAGGGGUGGCACUUGUAAAUUGUCUUCACUUUAGCUUUCCGACCUCAUGUCAGUGUUGAUAACACUGAGAAUACACCUGUACCCCAUAUUAAAAUACCAAUUAAAAUGUCUGAAUAAAAAAUAUCUAAAGUUAUAUGAGUAAGGAAAAAUAACCACUGGCAUUAUAAUGGCAUGUCUUGCAAAAAGAUUAUUAAAAGUUAUCAAUUUAAAAUUAUGAAUAUAAUUUAAAAUUACAUUACAGAUAUAAGCUUAUAUCUGUGAUUUUAAUCUAUAUAACUGAGAGACUGUAAAUGUUUGUUCUUAGGUCCUUAUGAAUACAUGCAAAGCUUAUAAAGCCCUGGGAACCUUAACUAUAGGGUUUCAAUAGCACGGCACCUCUGAGAAAAAAGUAAGGCUAAACUUCCUGCCCCAAGGAAAUUGACCUGGUCUGUGAAGGUGAGCUGUGGGAGGAGGGCCUGGACCUCCAAGGGUGUCCAGAUGAAAGUCAGGACAGAGGGCUGGGUGACCUAACGUAAUAUUUUCAGGGUUCAUCUAUGUCGUAUCUUGUAUGAGUACUUUGUUCCUUUGAUGGUUGAUAAUACUCCAUUGCAUGGAUUUUCCACAUUUUGUUUAUCCAUUCAUCAGUUUUUUAGACAUUUGGAUUGUUUUUACUUUUUGGCUAUUGUGAAUAAUGUGGCUAUGAAUUUUCUUGUACAAGUUUUUUUCUAAACAUAGGCUUUUUUAUUUCUGUUGGGUGUAUACCUAAGCAUAGAAUUGCUGGAUCUUGUAUUUACUUUUCUGAGGAUCUUCCAGGCUAUUUUCCAAAGUGAUUGUACUGUUUUGCAUUCCCACCAACAGUAUAAGAAGGGGUCCAAUGUCUCCACAUCUUUGCCAAUACUUGUUAUUAUAUGUUUUUUUUCUAUUAUAGUCAUCUUACUGGGUGUGAAGUGAUAGCUCAUGUUAUUGUAAUUUGCAUUUGUCUAAGGUGUUUGCCUAAGGUGUUUAAUUUGCAUUUGCUUAAUGGUGUUUAUCAUCUUUUCAUACACUUUACUAUCCAUUUGCAUAUCUUUUUUGGGAAAGGUCUAUUGGAUCCUUUAUCCAUUUUUUAAUUGCGUUAUUUGUCUUUUUCUGAGGUCUUUCUAUAUUCUAGAUACAAGUCCUUUAUGAAUUCUGUGAUUUGUAAAUAUCUUCUCCCAUCCUAAGGGUUGUCUGUUCAUUUUCUUGAUUUCAUCCUUUGAGGAACAAGUUUUUAAUUGUGAUGAAAUCCAAUCUUUUUGUCACUUCUACUUUUGAUGUCAUA